Mercenaria mercenaria is the source of this 1716-nucleotide messenger RNA. RefSeq lists its product as uncharacterized. Gene Ontology annotation, biological process: positive regulation of DNA-templated transcription. Lineage: Eukaryota; Metazoa; Mollusca; Bivalvia; Venerida; Veneridae. The transcript has a single exon. Gene Ontology annotation, cellular component: nucleoplasm; chromatin. The record is from RefSeq and is a predicted model, not a curated record. Gene Ontology annotation, molecular function: ubiquitin-protein transferase activity. The coding region runs from base 1 to 1716 and encodes 571 amino acids.
AUGGCAGUUUCGGGUCGAAAGGUUUCUGAUUUUCAAGGUUCCAUAUCUAAAGGUUCUGCAGAGGACUUUGAUCAUAGAUGUGAACCAUGUUUGGCGAUUGGUCAGCAAAUAGAAGCUCAUGGAUUUUGUGUGGACUGUCAAGGACACUUAUGUAAGAACUGCUUUGCUUACCAUCAAAGGAUAAAGGCGACCAAACAUCAUCACCUGGUAAACAAAAAUAAUAUGGCUAAACAUGCUGUUAGCAAGGAGUCCGACGAAUGCACUGAGAAGUGUCAAGUGCACAAAAAGGAAGUGAUUAAAUUUUUCUGUCUAAAACAUGAAGCUCUCGGCUGCAACGAUUGUAUCGUCCUUAAUCACAGAGCAUGUGACAUUGACUAUAUACCUGAGAAAUGUGCUGGUAUUGGGGACAGUGCAGAGUUCAGAGAGGUACUGAGUGAGCUGGACCAGAAGAUGAAUGAAGUCGAGGAUGUUAUAAAGUUGGCCUCGUGUAGAGAAAAAGAAUUAGAUUGCUGCCAUGAUAAGCUACUCAAAGAAAUUACAAUGUUUCGCAAAGAGAUAAAUGAUCGCUUAGACCAACUACAAAAGCAAAUCCAGACAGAUGCUGACAAAAAGAAAUCCACAGAUAAACAAACAGUAAAGAAGGUGCUUGAAACAUUUACAAACAUUUCUUCAGAUAUCAAACAACUAAAGUCAAGACUACAAGAUUACAAAGCCUCACAGCAGAAUGGACAACUUUACAUUACAAUGAAACAAGCUAAAUCAAAACUGAAAUCAGACGAAAUAAAAGAGACAGACAAAAGUUUAGAAACGACAAACAUGCAAUACACAUUUGAGCAAAAUCAAGACCUGACAAACAUGCUUUCAAGACAACAUGCACUUGGAAAGCUCGCACUCUCUUCUUCUCUUGUAUCAACAAAAAGGAGGAAACCAAUUGAACAAAUAACACAAAAAGAAUAUAUAAACAUAAAGACAAAGUCAGAUCAGGAGGAAUGCUUUAUCACAGGAUGUGUUGUCCUGUCCUCUAAUAAACUUGUGGCGGCUGACUAUGACAAUUACAAACUGAAAGUUGUUGACAUAAAAAAUAAAGCUGUAAUAGAAGAGACAACACUUUCUUCAAAUCCAUGGGACAUUGCAGUAAUGCCUCAGGACCAUAUUGCUGUGACAAUGCCAGAGAAGAAAGCAAUCCUUAUAAUGACAACAGCUGGUAAACUGUCAAUUACCCGCAAGUUUCCAGUUAAAGGAGAAUGUAGUGGUAUAGCUUAUCAUCAAGGUCAUCUCUAUACAGUGUGCAUUGAUCCGAAGUGUGUAUUUAUUACAGAUACACAAGGUAACGUCCAGAACACAAUUAAACUGGAUAAUAAGAGAACUGCCGAUCCAUACUACUUAUUGCUAAGUAAGGAUCUGAGACAUAUCUUCAUCAGUGACGCUGGUAGCGACAGUUUCUUCAGUAUAACAUUACAAGGUGAUAUAUCUGCUGAAUACAAAAACAAAAACUUUCAAGGCCCACGGGGAAUGAUGAUGCUAAACGAUGGAUCCUUGCUGGUGUGUUGCUGUAGGAAAAAUGGCAGCAUGCAUCGUAUCUCGAGUGAUUUGAAGCAAUGUUACACAAUGAUAGAUGAUCUGUUGUACCCGUCCUCUAUAUGCUAUAAUCUUGAUCAUCAGGAGGUCUAUGUCGGAUGUAUUAGUGAUCAGAUGAUUGUGUUGAGUGCAAAAUAA